Molecule: messenger RNA, 1578 nt
Organism: Durio zibethinus
Lineage: Eukaryota; Viridiplantae; Streptophyta; Magnoliopsida; Malvales; Malvaceae
Product: GDSL esterase/lipase EXL3-like
Biological process (GO): lipid metabolic process
Molecular function (GO): lipase activity
Source: RefSeq, a predicted model, not a curated record
UGCAUAUACACUUGCUAAUAAAUUUGCCUGUGUUUUACGAAAGAGCAUUUCCAACUUUGUUUUUAAAAAUCAGCUAAUAAGGUCCCUCCAAUUUCAAAUAUCUUCGUGAGCAUUUAAUGGGAUUCUCUCAUUUGCAUGUAUAAAUAAAUAUGGAGAGAUGAGUGGGAAGAUAAACCAUCCCCUUCAAUUCCUUCCUUUUGUUCUUUCACCUAGCUAAUCAAGUUGAAUAUAUAGAACGAGCUUUCCUGAUCAUGGAAAUGAUCUUUUCUUCUGCUUCCUCAACCUUUUUGCUGUUUCAUCUUUUGGUAAUCUUUUCGAUUUUCUGCAACACAAAGGCUUUGAUAAAGCUACCACCAAAUGAAACGGUUCCUGCUCUCAUCGUCUUUGGGGAUUCCAUUGUUGACGCCGGAAACAACAACGAUCUCCAGACCCUGAUUAGGUGCAACUUCCUCCCCUAUGGACAAGAUUUUGAAGGGGGAGUUCCAACAGGAAGGUUUUGCAAUGGAAAAAUCCCUUCAGAUUUAGUAGCUGAAGAAUUGGGAAUUAAAGAUAUUGUGCCAGCAUAUCUGGAUCCAACAUUGAAUCCCCAAGAACUCAUUACCGGGGUAACCUUUGCUUCAGGUGGCACAGGAUAUGAUCCUUUGACUCCCAAACUAGCGUCCGUAAUAUCGAUGUCGGACCAGUUAGAUCAUUUUAAAGAAUACAUAGCGAAGCUGAAAGCUCUUGUUGGAGAAGACAGAACGAACUUCAUCUUAGCCAAAAGUUUAUUUCUAAUUGUAUCCGGCAGCGAUGACAUUGCCAACACGUAUUUUGUUCUCCGUGCCAGGAAAUUGCAGUACGAUGUUCCCGCUUAUACUGAUUUGAUGGUUAAGUCGGCUUCUGACUUUUUUAAGGAACUAUACACUUUGGGAGCAAGAAGAAUCGCGGUUUUUAGCGCACCACCAAUCGGCUGUGUGCCAUCACAAAGAACUUUAGCAGGAGGAAUUGAAAGGGAAUGUGCAGACGAUUACAACGUAGCGGCAAGAUUGUUCAACAAGAAGCUAUCUGCCAUGUUGGAUUCCCUUCAAACAAGCCUGCCCGGUGGGAAAUUUGUGUACAUAGAUGUCUACAAUCCUCUGCUUGAUCUCAUCGAAAACCCUCAAAAACAUGGGUUUGAAGUUGUAAACAAAGGCUGCUGUGGAACAGGGAACAUAGAGGUGGCAGUUUUGUGUAAUAAAUUGAGUCCAUCGACGUGUACAGAUGUCUCAAAAUAUAUAUUUUGGGAUAGUUAUCAUCCAACCGAGAAGGCAUACAGAGCCCUGGUUGCUCCACUCCUUCCGAAAUAUGUGAGCAAAUUCCUGUAAGGCAAAUCUCAAAUUAUGAAGACAACAAAUUGAAAGCUCUCUAUUUCUCAUUUGUAUCCUUUUUUUUUACCCCAUAAAAGAUGGUCUUUGAGGAUUUGUGACCAUAUUGGCUAGCUCUAACUUUAUUUAAGUCCAAGUCAUUAUGCAUUUUCAUUCUAUAUAUCUAUUUUAUCUUUUAUUUAUAAUUCCCUCUUUGCAAUGUUCUGUGCUUUUUUCAUUGACUUUCAUUUCUCAU